ACUCAUGCUCAGGAUAGAUUAGGCACCAUUUGCCACAACUAAAUAGUUACCCUUGUACGUGAAGUGAGGAGAUUUUUUUUGUUCUAAUUGGCUGCCCAGCGCUUUCGGCUUUACACAUCUCUUUUUUUGUACGUUACGCGCUCGUUUUCUACCCCCGACGUGCACUCUGAAUGCUGUCCAAGUGCUGCUCACAAACAGAUGCGGAUCCACGGCGGCUCGGACAUGUUGUGGACUGAGAGCUGAGAUCUUCAUCGGACUCGACAAGACGAGAAAAAUGCCCUCUCCGACAGCACACGUCUGAAGUCUGAGCUGCCCAUCUGACUUGAAGAGGAGGGCAGACCAGCUGUGUCCAGUGUUGUCGACCUUUGACCCGGAAGUCGAACAUGAUCUGAAACCACGCCGCCACAUCACACCCUCUCCUCCUCCUCCCUCUUUUUUGUUUACUUUUCUUUUUCUUUAACUCUUCUCGGUGUUAGACGAUCUUCAAGCUCUCUUGACGUGCCAAUAGGAUACACCGUAGAAGAGAAGCGCACUGACACAAGACGAAGGCCAUUGAUUGGUGAUUUGUGACCUGACCACGCCCCCAGCUCCUCCCACCACGCGUUGCCAUCAUGGGGAGGAAAAAGAUUCAGAUUCAGAGGAUCACUGACGAACGCAACAGACAGGUGACGUUCACAAAGAGGAAGUUCGGCCUGAUGAAGAAGGCGUACGAGCUGAGCGUGCUGUGUGACUGCGAGAUCGCCCUCAUCAUCUUCAACCACUCCAACAAGCUGUUCCAGUACGCCAGCACGGACAUGGACAAAGUACUGCUCAAGUACACCGAGUACAACGAGCCGCACGAGAGCCGCACCAACGCAGACAUCAUCGAGACGUUGAGAAAGAAAGGCUUUAACGGCUGCAACAGUCCCGAGCCGGACGGGGAUGACUCCAUCGACCAAAGCCCUCUGACGGAGGAGAAGUACCGGAAGACCGACGACCUCGACAGCCUCUUCAAGCGAUACGGCGCUCUGAACAAGAAAGAGCACCGGGAUUCUGAGAGCCCAGACCCGGAGGAACCCUUCUCCCUCACCCCCCGCACUGAGGAGAAAUACAAAAAGAUUGAUGAGGAAUUUGAUAAAAUGAUGCAGAACUAUAGGCUGUCAUCCACCGUCCCACAGCCCACCUUCUCCAUGCCCGUCACCGUGCCCGUGUCCAAUCAGAACCCGGCAGCGUCUGCUCUACAGUUCAGCAACAACCCAGCGGGAGCGCUGGUCACCACCACCUCCUUCGUAAGCUCCGCCCUCUCAGACCCACGCCUCCUGUCGCCGCAGCAAUCAGCCCUUCAGAGGAACGCCGUGUCCCCCGGGUUACCACAGCGACCGGCCAGUGCAGGUGCUCUGUUGGGGGGUGACCUGGGGAACUCGAACGGAGCAUGCCCGAGUCCAGUCUCAAAUGGCUACAUUAGUGCACGGGCCUCCCCCGGGCUGCUCUCUGUCUCCAAUGGCAACAGCAUGGGCAAGGUGGUCCCGGCCAAGUCCCCCCCUCCCCCCAGCCCUCAGAUGGUCAACAGCCGCAAGCCGGACCUGAGAGUCAUCACCUCCCAGGGGGGCAAGAGUCUCAUCCAACUGACAGACGAAGAGCUGGAGUUGGUGAGUGAGAAUGCCCAGCGGUUAGGGGGGUCCCAGGUGGCACAGUCGCUCACAACUCCGGUGGUCUCUGUGGCAACGCCCAGUCUCUUAGCUCCCUUCUCUGGGAUACAGGCCUACAACACUGAGUACCAGCUGAUGAGUGCAGACCUCACGGCGCUGCAGACCUUCACACCUCCGGGGCUGGUGCCUGGCAACAUGGCUGCCUGGCAACAGCAGCAGCAGCAGCAGCAGACGUCCAUGGGCCAGACUCAGCAGCAGCAGAUCAGCCUGGGCUCCCUCAGCAACCUCGUGCCUGUGAGCCACCUGUCCCCAGGCACCGCUCUCACCGUCAACACCAACCCCAACGUCAGCAUCAAAACCGAACCAGUGUCCCCUAACCGUGACCGCAGUACCCCCAGCUCCAUCAGCCAGGGGGCGCUCAACCACAUCCAGGUACCUGGGGCCUCGGCUCAUCAAGGCCUGGUGUCCAUCGCCUACCCCGGGGCCCUGAGGCUGGAUGCGGGGGGCCAGGGUCGAUCCCCCGUGGACAGCCUGAGCAGUAAUGGCAGCUCGUACGAGGGGAGCGAGCGCGAUGGAGGGCCCCUGGAGUUUGGACACCAGGCAGGAGCACUGGUUCAGCAGCAGCAGCAGCAGAUGGUCCUCCUCAGGCCCUCCUCCGCAGAGCCCCAGGACCAGGACGGGACCAGCGUCAAGAGGAUGAGGCUGGAUGCUUGGGUCACAUAGACUGACUCCCCGAAAACAUGGAGGAGGAGAUGUGAACUUGCCCCUAAGCUCCUUCUCUAAAGCUGAAAUACACACACACAUUAUCUGCCAUAUACACACAGAGUCCAAGGAUGUGCUCACACUAGCUGACUAGUUUGUUGUCUAGACAUAGGACACAGUAGAACAUUGGCACAGUGCACUACAGUGGGACUAACUAGUAAUAAUAGGCAUUUCACUUACUCAACUUUAACUUCUAUAAACUCGCCAAAAAUUGGACCAGCCAAAAAGAUUCAAAUAAUUUUGCUUGUAUAGAAAAGAAAAAUGGUUACCCAAAUAAGACAUAAAUCAAAAUAAAAAUGUAACCAAGUGAAUUUUAAAGAAACUACUCAAGUACUGAGUAAUCCUUUGUCACAACUUGUUGGCUCACCCCAAUGUUUUACAUCAAAGCAAUUUGGGUGUUUUACACUGGAUGACCUUCCAGUUGCAUCAAUCACUAAAGGUCAAUUCAUACUUCACAAGAAGCACGACGUUUGUUCUUAUGCCUAGGGCUGUUAAAACAAAAUGACCUCUCCUUUUCUGCAGUUCUUACAGCUUGUUUUUGAUACAUCUUCUGAGCAUAACUUUGUUCUUACAGGCAAGGCAGUUGUCCAGAUAGGCUGACAACAGCUGUUUGAGUUCUCAGGGGGAGGGUCAUAGUGUGAUUCUGCAGUAGAACUUCUUACGAAGUAUGAACUGGCCUUACGGGUGACCACAGUAUGUAAUCUUUUUAGUUUAGUUUCAAUGGGUUUCUGUUAACAGCACAACUAUCACCAUCGGCCAGCAGUGAUCAUAUCCUUGAGACUGACCACACUAGCAUGCUACACUUGUAUCCAUGUCUCAUCUGGACACUCACACACUCUAUCUACAUUAAAACUCUUCUGUACUCUCACUCGCACUGAACCCUACAAAGGGGUUGAGCCACCAAACCAUGGACGUCCCAUAGACUUUAAUUACUACAUUUGAAUUUUGAAGAUGAUCGCCAAUGUUCACUAGCCUCCCGGAAGCCCACUUCAAGAUGGCACCUCCAAACAAGUCCACCAGCUUUCUCAACAUUGAUUCAUCACUGCUAAAUCUUUGGGCCCGACCGCCUUUUUGCUUUUGUGUUUUUUUUUCCUUGCUGUAGAUUUUGGGCCAGUUUUGCUCUCCGUACAUCUUUCCGUCGGACUCUCAAGCUACACACACUAACGUAGCAGCAACGUCAGCUGCUUCGAAAAACGAGGAAAAGACACUAUAUUUGAGGUAAAAGACUGCGUUAUUUUGAAUCAGGGACGAGCUACAGCGGCUCUAAAGACUCUAGGGAAAAUUUUGGGAAUGACAUAAUGUUGACAAUAGUGUGCGUGUGUUUUGUUUACCUCAAACGGUUGCUUUUUUGAAAUGGGCAGACAUGUUCGUCCACAAUUGUGCGAUCUCACACAUGCCAAUGCACACAACUGAAAUUAUUUUUGUGAAAUUUGUUUGAAUGGAUUGAUAUAGUAAAAAAAAAAAUAAGGGGGGGGUGGGAUUUAAAGGGUACAAUGUAUAUAAGCAAUCUUUGUGGUCUUUCGUGUGGCAAAGGGUAUGGCGUUUUGAAGGUUGAAAAUUAUAUAUAUAUAUAUUUAACACUACACAUACGACAGGGAUUGUACAUAGGAGCUCUCUGGAUAUCCCUUAGCGAACGGCGUCGGCCUGGUGUUGUUGUUACACUUGUGUAAAUAUGUGCUGGGAGCAGAAGGGGGCGCUGCAGCGUAAAAGGGAAGAUGUAGCCGUGGUGACGUGACUGUUUUGGGAGUGAGCGACGUUAAUAGGACUCUGUCACUGAUGGAGCGCACUUUACCUCCCCCUCACCCCCCUUGCACACACCCGCCCCUCCCCACACACACAUACAAACAUACAGGGCACUACGAUGUUAUGUAAUUUGUGCUAUUUAUUAUUGUGAAUCAGGCAAUCAGGAGUCCAGACCUUAUUUGGCCAUUUUUCAUUAGCUUCAGUGUCAGCGUCAUAUUUGAUUGUACUAUGUAUAAUUAUUGUUGGAUAUUAAUAACAUAUUACACAAAAAAACUUUUCUAUUUGAAUAUUCAUAAUGAAAUGAUAUAUAAGUUAAGAUAACAAUAAGUGAUAGUUUGACACAUUCAGUGGACAGCUCAUAACAAAAUGUGCUUUUACAGAUACUAUGGGACUUUAUUUAAGAUCUAAUUUAAUAUUAUUUAUUUCUUGGACAAAGGCAUUGUUUUAAAUGACACUAGCUUUUCUAACAGGCUAGUAUGGUGACUUGUCAGAGGUCAAACCAUGUGUACGUUUCAAACUGACACACUAUACACUCUGUACACUCUGUACACAUAGUGUAUAGGACAAGCCAAGGAUGCCCUGCUCAUGGGGAGUUUGUGGUCUCUUGGAUCCAAAGCUUUCCUAAACUAAAGCCAUGUUCUCUGAAGGAUGUCUCUCAUACGGUCACUCCUUAGCAGGAGUGACCUUUGACCCCGGGCAGGGCUGCGUGCACAGGAUGUCAUUUAUACUGGACAGGUCCAAAGAGCUCACUUUGGACUGACCAAUGAGGCUUUGUCAAUGUCCUUCCAAAUCCUACAUCAACAAUAUCUUCAAUGAAUCAAUUCACCCACAUUGUUCUAAAAAAACAACAAAAAACACACACACACACACACACACACACACACAAACACACAUAUGUAUGUAUAUGUGUGUGCUACAUUUAUUUAUUAUAGUUCAUGGAACUAACUCUUUUUUUUAUUUAUGAAAACACUUUUUUAUCCACCACUCAACCUACUAAAAUGUUCUGAGGUCUGAGCAGUAAAGUGACAUCCUUUGCAUCCUUCUGCUGAGGAGGCCUUGCUGGAAUCACAUAUCGACAAUCGUCCUCAGACCCCUCCGACACAGAGCUCCUCUCUUGUUUGGAAGUCUCACUCUUGUGUGUUUUCUCGUUUGAAAUGUGAUAUUAUUCUUGCGUUGCUGUCGUCAUGACAAUGAAGAAUUCAGCGUUAUCAUUUGUGUUUUCUUUUUCUUUUGUUGGAAUUUGACUUUGACUAUAACUAUUCUAUAAAUAUAUUUUUAUUUUGGGGGGAAUGUUUUUGUUUAGUUUGACUGUAUGUUUGCUUUGAUGGGGUGUUAGCGUAUUAUUGCACGGUUUUAGAGACAAGCAGCAAACGGUUGGGAUGUACUUUUUCUAACCGCCAUGAUGUCAGCGCAUGGAGCAGAGUGACUUUAGCCCCAUGAGUAUCACACACACAAAAGAUCACCCUAAACAUAUUGAACAAAAAUAUGAUAAAUGAUAGCUAAUAUAUUGUGUUUGGCUAGUCUUUGGCUUUUUGUUGUAAAGAUAAUAAUUUAAUUGUUGUUUUUGGAGAAUGAUAUACAGUUUGUGUAUAUUUUCAUAAUUAAAGUAUGCACUGAUAUGUUAUUACAAAUUCUAUACUGCUUUUACAGAAGUGUUUGUUAUUGUACCAAAGUAUCCAUUGGUCCCCUCCUCUCCUCCCCCUCCCCUUUUUGCGUAUGUUUUACCGUAUUUUAUAUAUUAAAUAGACAAGUUGACCUACA
This is a messenger RNA of Periophthalmus magnuspinnatus, 5894 nucleotides long. It is a transcript of the gene mef2d, whose product is annotated as myocyte enhancer factor 2d. The transcript has 13 exons. Lineage: Eukaryota; Metazoa; Chordata; Actinopteri; Gobiiformes; Gobiidae. Gene Ontology annotation, biological process: cell differentiation; positive regulation of transcription by RNA polymerase II. The record is from RefSeq and is a predicted model, not a curated record. The coding region runs from base 612 to 2351 and encodes 579 amino acids. Gene Ontology annotation, molecular function: RNA polymerase II cis-regulatory region sequence-specific DNA binding; histone deacetylase binding; DNA-binding transcription factor activity, RNA polymerase II-specific.